GCCUUUUGUCUUUCAAGUAUUCUUAGCGAGUCAGUCUAUUGGGUCGUGUAUGUAUAAUUCGUAAGCUAAAAGGCAAAUCAUUUAUUUAGCAGGCUAGCCUAGCCCAUGGAAACAAUGAACUGCUAUGAGACAAAUACCGCACUGACUGAUUGUAUUAAAUAGUUCUGGAUUAAAAUGGUUCUUUUGGACAAAAUAACAUCGCUUUGUGAUACAUACGUUAAUUGACGUAUCAACAACUGCCGGAACAGCGUCGAGUACAUGGACGGCAAUAGUAAGAGCAAGCUCACCUGGCCCUGCCACAUCACCAUGCCAGUAGAUGGAUCAGAGGACCAGACCCCAUCCUCACACUCUGCUGCUCUUACCAGGGCAGGUUCAGAUGAACAUGGCGGCUCAGCUCUUUGUUCUCAAGGCCCCGAGGCUGCUUUUCCUGGCACAGAUAUCAACGAGGCUGGGGAAGGCAGCAGUGGUGGUAAAAGAGCCGGCGCUUUGCUGCAUAUCGACCGCCAGCGCAUCCAAGGAGCGUCUGCCAGUUCCGGUGCCGACGAGUUGCUCGGUCUUGGUGUGGCUGUGUACGACCAGGAUGUCCUGGAGAAAGGCGUCCUGCAGCAGGUGGACGAGGCCAUCCAGGAGGCUAGUCAGGCUGCUGCCAAAGCUGAGGCCGAGAAGGAGUAUGAGUCGGUGCUGGAUGACGUGAGGUCCGUUACAAUAUCCCUGAAGCAUAUCAGUAAGAUUAUUGAGCAGCUAUCCCCCUAUGCUUCGUCGAGUAAAGACAUCAGCAGAAAGAUUGAAUCUGUCAAAAGGCAGAAAGAAAAUAAGGAGAAGCAGCUCAAAAAGGUCCGCGCCAAACAGAAGCGACUUCAGGCUAUUUUGGGAGGAGAGGUCACCCAAAGGUUUGAAGAUGAGCUUUUGGCGGAGGAUGCAGAACACUCUGAAGCUGGCCCUUCCACACUCGGCAGUAUGCUCAUGCCAGCGCAAGAGACCGAGUGGGAGGAGCUAAUUCGGACAGGUCACAUGACACCUUUUGGCACACGAAUCCCACAGAAGGAGGACGUGAAGAAGGAGCCUCGUAAACUGAUGCUGGCCGAAAACUCUGCCUUCGAUCAGUACCUGGCCGACCAGGCCAAGCUGGCGACUGAAAGGAAGAAAAUCCCUCAUUUGAAAAAGAAGAGGAUCUCUGGUGCGCACAGACAAGGAUCCAAAGGAAAACCCUGCUCCUUGAAGGAAAAGAAAAUUCGAAAGCGAAUGCGAAAGCUCCAGAUAACUGCUCUGAAGGCACAUCCAAAGGCGAGACCAAAGUCUGAGCCUCAAGCACCAAAGCCAAAGAGGAAACCUCAAAUCGAAGGCGAGGAUGUUGAUAGCGACGGCUCCGAAUACCUGCCGAGCGACGAAGGCUUCGAUGCUGAACAAGAGGAACGAGAAGCCAUGGAAGAAGGCUUCGGAGAAGACAGUGACAAUGAUGAGUACGAGAUAAAAGCGUACAAGAGGAAGAAUGAAGCAAUGGGCAAGAGGCCUGUCAAGAAACAGCAAUUUGAUGAUGACUAUUCCCCAGAGAGUUCAGAUGAAGACAAUGUCUCCAAGAGUAAAGAGAAUAAAUGCAAAGAUGACGGGGAUCUGAAAUAUUACCGGAAGCGAAUAAGGAGGUGGAAGCGACAGCGUCUUCAAGAAAGGGAAGAGAAGCGGGAAAGGGGUGAGGAAAUGACGGACGACAGCGAUGCUGAGUUUGACGAAGGCUUCAAAGUACCUGGUUUCCUCUGGAAGAAACUUUACAAGUACCAGCAGACUGGAGUACGGUGGCUGUGGGAGCUCCAUUGUCAGCAGGCAGGAGGCAUCCUGGGAGACGAGAUGGGUUUGGGUAAAACCAUCCAGAUCAUCAGCUUCCUGGCGGGACUUAGCUACAGCAAACUGAGGACCCGGGGAUCCAACUACAGGUAUGCUGGUCUGGGCCCCACCGUCAUUGUGUGUCCUGCUACUGUCAUGCACCAGUGGGUAAAGGAAUUCCACACCUGGUGGCCACCUUUUAGAGUGGCUGUCCUUCAUGAAACGGGCUCCUUCUCCAGCAACAAGGAAAAGCUGAUUCCUGAGAUUGCAUCAUGUCAUGGCAUCCUGAUAACCUCCUAUUCAGCAGUGAGGAGCAUGCAGGACAUCCUUCAGCGAUACGACUGGCACUACAUAAUUUUGGAUGAGGGCCACAAGAUCAGAAAUCCAAAUGCCGGAGUCACCACUGCUUGUAAACAGUUCCGCACCCCCCACAGGUUCAUCCUGUCCGGCUCCCCCAUGCAGAACAAUUUGAAGGAGUUGUGGUCUUUAUUUGAUUUUGUCUUUCCUGGAAAAUUGGGCACCUUACCUGUCUUCAUGGAGCAGUUUUCUGUGCCCAUCACAAUGGGAGGAUACAGCAAUGCAUCACCUGUCCAGGUCCAGACGGCAUUCAAGUGUGCAUGUGUGCUGAGGGACACUAUUAAUCCUUACCUUCUUCGUAGAAUGAAGGCAGACGUCAAGGCCAACCUGGCCUUACCUGAUAAAAAUGAACAGGUUCUAUUUUGCAGGUUAACGCCGGAGCAGCGGCAGGUUUAUCAGAGCUUCUUAGACUCCAAAGAAGUCUACCAAAUACUCAACGGGGACAUGCAGGUUUUCUCAGGCUUGAUUGCAUUGAGGAAGAUGUGCAACCACCCCGAUCUUUUCACUGGCGGCCCCCGGCUGAUGAGAGGGAUCCCAGAGGAGGAGCUGACAGAAGAGGAACACUUUGGCUACUGGAAGCGUUCGGGCAAGCUGAUUGUGGUGGAGUCUCUCUUGCGCUUGUGGUUCAAGCAGGGCAACAGAGUCCUACUCUUCACGCAGUCUCGACAGAUGUUGGACAUUUUGGAGGUGUUUGUGAGGGAGAACCAGUACUCGUACCUGAAAAUGGACGGCACGACCACCAUAGCUUCCCGACAGCCCCUUAUCGCCCGCUACAAUGAGGACAAUUCUAUAUUUGUCUUCUUGUUGACAACCAGAGUUGGAGGUCUGGGAGUGAAUUUGACCGGAGCCAAUAGAGUUAUCAUCUAUGACCCAGACUGGAACCCCAGUACUGACACGCAGGCAAGGGAACGUGCCUGGAGAAUCGGUCAGAAGCAGCAAGUGACCGUCUACAGGCUCCUCACUGCAGGGACCAUUGAAGAGAAAAUUUACCACAGGCAAAUUUUCAAACAGUUUCUGACCAACCGUGUUCUGAAGGACCCCAAACAGCGGCGCUUUUUCAAGUCUAACGACAUCUACGAGCUCUUCACUCUCGCUGACCCAGAUGAAAAGCAGGGAACAGAGACCAGCGCUAUAUUCGCAGGGACGGGAUCUGACGUCAAGGCGCCGAAAAAACCUGAAAGAAACCUGAAACACUCCAAAUCCCACCUGAAGGAAAUGGAUGCAGACAAUGUUUCAGCAGCUACUUGUAGACAAUUAUCUCAGGGUCAAUCAAAUGGUACCGUGGAUGGCGAAACACAUCGAAAUGACCGGGACGCAGAGUCACUUUUAUCCUCCAAACUAAAGAAUGACACGUGCCUGAAGCGCAGGCAGAAAAGGAAGCACUGUGAGUCCAGAAAUGGGGAAAGACACAAAAGUAAACAAAGUCGACGUGAAAAGGACGCCCGCUUCGAGGGCCAUCGCAUUUCUCAUUUGGUAAAGAAGAGCGACUUCAAGGGAGCCGAAGAGCAAGCUGACGACCAGAAGAAGUCUGACGAUUACGUUUUAUCCAAGCUCUUCAAAAAGUCUGGAAUACACAGCGUGAUGCAGCACGACUCCAUCAUUGAUUCGUCAAAUCCUGACUACGUUCUGGUCGAGGCAGAAGCUAACAAGGUGGCCAAAGAUGCCCUGAGGGCCCUCAAAGUGUCUCGUCAGCAGUGCAGGCUGGCCCUUAGUAGAGCGCCGCUCGCACGGAAGCGCUUUGGACAAAAGAAGAAUUCGCUCCUGGUCGGACCAUCUGUGCACACGCCUCCGGAUUUGAACAAGUGCAAGGAUGCCGCAAUUGUAGCAAAGACAAAGUCAACGAAGCCUCUUUCCGGGGCUCAUUUCAGCGGGGAAGUCGCCGAAAACGAUUCAAGUCCGGCCCCGCUAUCCUCGUCCGCCCUGCUGGCGCAGAUGAGAAACCGCAACCACCUCAGCUUGCCUUCCACCAGCCAACGAGAGGAAGAAGAAGACGGAGAAGACGAAGCGGCCGGGAGCUCGCAUCCCCCUCCGAAAACCGAGCAUGAUGAGCUGCUGGUCGACCUGCGCAACUUUGUUGCCUUCCAGGCGCGAGUGAACGGGCAGGCCAGCACGCAGGAAAUGCUGGAGUACUUCAAACCCAAACUGAGCCCCGAGCAGGCACCCAUCUUUAGAGAGCUGCUCAGGAACAUCUGUGACUUCCAAAGGCGUUCCGGACAGGAAGGCCUCUGGAGGCUCAAGGAGAACUUCCGCUGACCUCAAAUAAUACACCAAAGUGGAUCCUCAAAACUGAACAGAAUCCAUUCCGUUAUCUUGAAACGAUAUGAGAUGUACUUACUUAUUUUAUACUUUUUUGUUUCUUACUGUCAAAUCUAUUGUAAACAGUUGUCUUAUUGUGACAUAUCAAAGUCAUCCACUUUUACAAUGACACUUUUUUUUAAUGGAAAUCCACUCCGGUGCCUGUUCAAGCACUUGUGCCAAUACUUUCCUGUCUUGUAUUUAUCUACAAUUUGCUGUUUAGACUUGAAUUUAACCUACAGUUUACUUUAUGUGCGCCAGUCGUACCUAAAAUUAUCUAAAUAUUUAUCGAGGAAUGGGUGCUUUUAUGAAACAACACCUCAAGUGAUAAUUUUGUACUGUAUUUAGGACUAAAAAUGCAACAUGCAACUAUAAAGCUUUUAAAUCAAGCUGGUUAUGGUUAACUUCCAAAUGGUUAAAAAUGUGAAAAGACUGACAUCACCACUGGCACUUUAUGAGACAAAUAACAAAUGUUCUGUACUCCUCAACCGUUUUAGGGGCAGUGGUCACUACAAUGGACAUCUAUUCAAAUGUUAUUAUUAGCUUAACUUAUUCACUGCCAGUCCAGGGUCACUGAGUACAGUUGUGGUCAAAAGUUUACAUACACUUGUGAAGAACAUAAUGUCAGGGCUCUCUCGAGUUUCCAGUUAUUUCUACAACUCUGAUUAUUCUCUGAUAGAGUGAUUGGAACAGAUACUUCUUUGUCACAAAAAACAUUCAUGAAGUUUGGUUCUUUUAUGACUUUAUUAUGGGUGAACAGAAAAAAGUGAGCUGGGUCAAAAAUAUACAUACAGCAGCGCUAAUAUUUGGUAACAUGUCCCUUGGCCAUUUUCACUUCAAUUAGGCGCUUUUGGUAGCCAUCCACAUUCUGGCAAGCUUCUGGUUGAAUCUUUGACCACUCCUUGACAGAAUUGGUGCAGUUCAGUUAAAUUUGAUGGCUUUCUGACAUGGACUUGCUUCUUCAGCAUUGUCCACAAGUUCUCAAUGGGGUUUAAGUCAGGACUUUGGGAAGGCCAUUCGAAAACCUUAAUUCUAGCCUGAUUUAGCCAUUCCAUUACCACUUUUGAUGUGUGUUUGGGGUCAUUGUCCUGUUGGAACACCCAACUGCGCCCAAGACCCAAUCUUCGGACUGAUGACGUUAGGUUAUCUUGAAGAAUUUGAAGGUAAUCCUCCUUCUUCAUGAUCCCAUUUACUCUCUGUAAAGCACCAGUUCCAUUGGCAGCAAAACAGCCCCACAGCAUAAUACUACCACCACCGUGCUUGACGGUAGGCAUGGUGUACUUGGGGUUAAAGGCCUCACCUUUUCUCCUCCAAACAUAUUGCUGGGCAUUGUGGCCAAACAGCUCGAUUUUUGUUUCGUCUGACCACAGAACUUUCCUCCAGAAGGUCUUAUCUUUGUCCAUGUGAUCAGCAGCAAACUUCAGUCGAGCCUUAAGGUGCCGCUUUUGGAGCAAGGGCUUCCUUCUUGCACAGCAGCCUCUCAGUCCAUGGAGAUGCAAAACACACUUGACUGUGGAUACUGACACCUGUGUUCCAGCAGCUUCAAAUUCUUGGCAGAUCUGCUUUUUGGUGAUUCUCGGUUGAAUCUUCACCCUCCUGACCAAUUUUUUCUCAGCAGCAGGUGAUAGCUUGCGUUUUCUUCCUGAUCGUGGCAGUGACAAAACAGUGCCAUGCACGUUAUACUUACAAACAGUUGUUUGCACUGUUGCUCUUGGGACCUGCAGCUGCUUUGAAAUGGCUCCAAGUGACUUUCCUGACUUGUUCAAGUCAAUGAUUGUUCAAGUCAAUAAUCACUCACAAGAAAUUGCUAAUUCGUGUUGCUGUAUGUAUAUUUUUGACCCAGCAGAUUUGAUCACUUUUUCUGUUAACCCAUAAUAAAGUCAGAAAAGAACCAAACUUCAUGAAUGUUUUUUGUGAAAGUAUCUGUUCCAAUCACUCUAUCAGAG
This is a messenger RNA of Corythoichthys intestinalis (scribbled pipefish), 6416 nucleotides long. RefSeq names its product excision repair cross-complementation group 6 (gene ercc6). Gene Ontology annotation, molecular function: ATP binding; ATP-dependent chromatin remodeler activity. The transcript is spliced from 22 exons. Bases 259 to 4428 code for a protein of 1389 amino acids. NCBI's taxonomy places the organism in Eukaryota, Metazoa, Chordata, Actinopteri, Syngnathiformes, Syngnathidae. The record is from RefSeq and is a predicted model, not a curated record. Gene Ontology annotation, cellular component: nucleus. Gene Ontology annotation, biological process: transcription-coupled nucleotide-excision repair.